ACUGCUGUAAACAAGGAAUGCUUUCUUGGGAACAAUCGAAAUUCCUAUACCAAAAUUCUCUCCAGCUCUUCUUUUAGCACACUGAUUGAAAUCUGUGAAACUUUUUCAGAGGAGCUUUCACAAUGCUUUCCCAAGGAAACAAUGAGCCCAGCUUAACAUUGUCAUUAUGUAACAUCAACAUUGUGAGACAAAAAGCUGGGUUUGAAGCCUGUCAGCAGCAUCAGCCCUUUGACACAUCACUCACUGAUUGCCAAAUUGAAACCCUGGGCAAAACCUGGUCCCAAGUUCUGGCGGAACGAUGCAAACCUGCGCGGGAACCCAGCAAUGAACCCCAUUCGCUGAGAAAAUUCGCAGAGCGAAUUGAGUCAAGUGUGACCCUGAGUCGCAGGGUUGCGAUUCCGGACCCACCAGCAGCGAAACCCGAUUUGUCCGAGCUGAAAAAGUAUAUGGAACCCAUUUUGAGAGCUGGAAGGAAGAUGAAUUACAAAUUGCUCAACACAUCCCAGUUUCCAAAUGACAAUCCCAUUCCGGGGGUCAGUUUUGGAGUAAUGCUGGAGCAGGGCAUUAAAACCUGUUCUGGAAUAUCCAGGGAAACAGCACGCCUGAAAAUUCUGAAACACCUCAAUCCUUGCCUGUAUGAAAAAUCCCUGGCUUGGUUGGGGUUAAUGAACCACUACAAUUCCAAUCACAAGGCACACAGUGAGAAAGUCAAGGAGAUAGCUAAACACCAAGACUCUAAAGUCCUGGACAGAAAGAAGAAAAUGAUGGAAAAUGACAUGAACAAAAUCAGAAGGGUCAUCAGUCACCUAAAAUACCAUGUUGACAAGCUGGAUGAAAAAAUGUGUCUGAUGCAAGCAGAGAUGGAAGCGUUUGUGGAAUCUCCUGAAAAUAAGGCUAUUUUCGACAUGAAGAAGUGCAUUCUGGAAAGAAUGUGCAAGCAGAAAACCUGCUUGGAAAUUGCGAGGACGGACAAAGAGCGACUCACUCUGAAAAUCGAGCGUCUUGAAAAGCUGCAAAACAAUCUUCGAAACCAGGUGUCGCUCGAUUACCCACCGGUUUGUGGCAUGUCCAAGGCCGACGUUGACGACCUGCAUCAACAUCAAGUUCUCAACGCUGAAAAGAACAAAACUUUGAUUUCCGGUUACACAAAACUAUUGGAGAAAAUGAAGCGGGAAACCAGAGAUGACAUAAGGGGCCUGAGAAGCUUGUGGACCAGAAGCAAUGAGAUUGAGGCCCACACAAAAGCCCUGAUUGAUUUGAUCCAGUCCACUGAUCCAUGUGAUGUUGUCAUUAGAACUCUGCUCAAUUGUCUAAAUCUGCCACCAAAUCAUCGCAUGCACUGCCUCACAAAGGCUCUCAUCAAAGAGCAGAAAGUGGUUGCUUUGGCUGCAGAUGCUUUUGAUGUCAAAUACUCAGAGUUUUAAUCUGGAGGAAGGAAGAUUCUUCCUUCAUGACUGUAUUUAAAAAAAAUAAAACAUGGAUGAGCAUUUCUGAA
Messenger RNA from Notodromas monacha, 1495 nucleotides. The record is from the annotation of a GenBank genome assembly. Lineage: Eukaryota; Metazoa; Arthropoda; Ostracoda; Podocopida; Cyprididae.